AGUCGGUGAGCGCAGACGCGUUGUGCGCCGAGCCGGAUCGUCCAAUCUUUCCCGUUUAUAAACCCCAAACGCCAGAUAGUGCGUAUAUACGGUUUCGUCGGCACACACUUCGUACCAACGAAAUUUUCCUUCGAAUUCUCCACCGCUAUUUUAUCGGCUUUUCUUUUUUAUAUAUUUAUUUAAUCGUGUGUUAAAAACGAGGCGAACGCGAAUCGAUCGCAGGCAGUUUAACGAGGAAUGAAAUAGCGAGCGCGCGCGCGCGGUUACUCAACGACGAUGGUUUUCACUCUCGAUUUGGUGUUCGUCUCAAAAUAUCCCCUAUUUCAAAUUUGAUUACCGUGGAAGCACGAGGUUAUCGAGAGAUUUGGAAUCUUUGGAGAAACACCAAACGACUACAUUCGAAAGAAUCUGGACAGCGCGAAAGUUCCUCUCGAUAAAUCCUCGAUAAAAACAAUCCGGGAAUCGUCGUUUGCUGAAUAAAUUGUUGCUCCCCUUGUUAUUGUUGUUUUUUCUGGUGCGGGUGCGGUGUAGUUUUGUGCUUUACAAACGCCCCGAAGAAGCAGGAGGGCAGGAGGGAUGCCUGCGAAGGGGGAGAGGGGUAAAGCAACGGACUUCAGCAUCGCGGCCAUCAUGGCGCCCAGGGGUCCGUCCUUCGGACAUUACCACCUGCAGGGUCUUGGUAACACGGCCGCCAACACCGUGGAAUGCAACGGCAAACCUUUCGUCACCACCUCGAGUCUCGAUCAUCGGGUGAGAACGUCUCCGGUGAAUAUCGUAGCAACAGCGACGGUAGUAACGGAAGGACCGAUACUUUACGAGGACGAAGAUGACGAAAUAGACGAAGGGAUGGGGGAGGCGGAAAGCGAGGAGGCAAAGUCGGCCGACGGUGGUGACGACGAGGAGGAAGUCGAUGUCGAAGAAUGCAGCAGCUUAGACGAGUGUGGUCCACCGAGCUUGAGCGACGAGAUAACGAAUUCCCGAAAAUUGGAUUCGCUGGAUAAUGACAUUGAGAGUGGCGGUGUGAGGAGGAACGGCAGUGGCAACUUGACGAGGAAACAGUUGAGGGAGCGUGAACAACAGCAACAGAGACGUCAUAGAACAACGUGUAAUUCGGAGGAAUUGAGAAACGUCGAGUGUCAUCUUGAGACCAAAGAACUCUGGGACAAGUUCAAUGAACUUGGAACCGAGAUGAUCAUCACCAAGACCGGCAGACGGAUGUUUCCAACGUGUCGAGUGUCCUUCAGCGACCUACGUAACGAUGGACGUUACGCAGUCCUCAUGGACAUCGUACCUGUCGACGACAAGAGGUACAGAUACGUUUAUCAUCGCAGUUCCUGGCUCGUCGCCGGCAAAGCCGAUCCACCGGCAGCUCCGAGACUUUACGCUCAUCCUGACUCACCCUUCACAGGAGAACAACUGCGAAAGCAAGUUGUGUCUUUCGAGAAAGUCAAGCUGACGAAUAACGACAUGGAUAAACAUGGCCAGAUAGUCUUAAACUCGAUGCAUCGAUAUCAGCCACGAAUACACCUUGUGAAACUCCGGAGUCACGAGGACGACAAGGGACACCAUAUCAGUGAUCUCAGCAAAGAAGAACACAAAACUUUCAUAUUUCCCGAAGCGAUAUUCACGGCUGUAACCGCUUACCAGAAUCAGUUGAUCACCAAAUUGAAGAUCGACAGUAAUCCAUUCGCCAAAGGUUUCCGGGACUCGUCGAGACUAACGGAUUUCGAUCGAGAUCCAAUGGAAUUGAUGGAGCAACAAUUGGUGCGCUGUGGAGUGCCAUCGGUAAGACUGUACGAGCAUUUAGCAAUGACGUCGCCGGCUGCGGCGGCGGCUGCGUUGAACGCCCAACACGAGAGCAACGGUGGUCAGCAUCCUCCGCAUCCCUUAUCACCCUGGUUAACGUCACCGACAAGCGCAGCAGCGUUGCUCUACGGGAGCAGAGGUGGAACACCAUCGCCUUAUGGGACCCCACCGCCGCCGCCCCAACCGUCAGCCGCGUUUCCCUAUCACGGUAUAUCUUGGUCAUGGCAACCACCACCAGUUUCUAUUAUCUCAAGACGUACUUCGCCCUCCUCCAUACCAUCCAGCGGACCAGUCAGAUAUGCACCUUAUCAUAAUCCCAAUUCGACGACUCCGCCUUUGCGACAACGUACCAAUAGCCCCAAUUAACAAUUCCUCUCUCAAUCACGAUUCACGAGAAAUAUCGACACCGAUCGCAUCAGAUAAAGACGCGAGGGUUAAACAAAAUUUCUCAAUCUCAAAAGUCGUGUUCAAACAAUUUCCUGCGUUUUUCGAUCCAGAUAUCCACUUUUUACCAGUGACACUUUAUUAUUAUUAUUAUUAUUGAUAUUAUGAUUCUAUUACUAUUCUUAUAAGUUAAUGUUUUUUUUUCUUACAUUAUCUCAGGACCAAAACGGUAUUUAAUAGUGAAAUUAAUUUUCAUUUGUAUUUCCGACAAAAUUUAUUGAGUGGAAGCAAGUUAAUUAUUCGGAUUUGAGUAAAAGAUGUUUUUAUUUUUGAAUUUUUCACUGAACUUGCGGAUGGUGACGAACGGAUGAAAGAAUUUUCAUUAAAAUGAGUUGUAUCGGGUCGAGAAAAAAAGCAUUCUUCGAGUGUCCGAUUGAGACGGUUUUCAGUGAAAAUAUUCGUAGAGUUGGUACAAAACGAUACAUUUUGGUCCCGUAAUUUGUGACGAUAACAAAAAAGAAAAUAGUUGUUUCAUCGUUGUUUUGUUUCGAUAUUAUAUAUGAGAAAAAAUAUAUAUGAAAAUGAUUCAAGAGCCAAAGAACUAUAUCGUCGUCUCAAACCUCGCGAUCGUUGCGACGAGUCGAUGGAACGAUAUAGCAUUUGUUGUAAUAGUCGUAACUAUUUUAAUGUGAUGAUAUUACUUAACGGGAUAAUUCGAGGUGGACCAAUUAUUUCUUUCAAAUCUACCAACUGGACAAAAAGUUGCAAACCAUUUUUAGUUCUCCAUUGAAUUUAUCCAACAAGUUUGCAUGGAACAACUGUUACGAUACAGCGACAAAAAAAAUAUACUGAAAGACACCGAGAAUUAUCCCACCUGCGAUUAUGGUAGUCGUUACUUAUGGUGUAAGUAGAUGUAUAGUGUACAGAAAACGUCGUUUUGAAACGAACAGAACGGAAGUAAGAGUUUUAAUUUAAGCGAAAGUUUAAGCAGUGAUUAUUUUAUUAUUCGUUUUCGAUCGAAAAUCAACUUUGUAAAUAUCUUGCCGAUCGAUUGUUUAAAAGUGUGUGUACGGGUAUCGUCGUUCGUAUCUUAGUGGUUUGAGCGAAAAAGCUACGAAUUUCCACAGUUUUUAAAACAAUUCAACAAUUUCAAGUGAAGAAUUGAAAAAAAACCCAUUCAAAAUAUUAAUAUUAAUAUCAAUGAUGAAUUUUAUUUUAUUUCACCUCAUACAUUUUUCGAUUAAAAAUUGCCACGCUACUGCAUUUCGAAUAGAAAAAAAAAAAAAAAAAACACUUCGAUAAACCAAUUCAUGAAACAUCCGUCAAGAAAGAAGGAAAUAGGUUUUCACUUUUCGUUCAUAACCGUAACCCUUUUCAAUUCUCAGGUCCGAAAAAAAUCGGAUCUGCAUACCAUACCACGAUAGUAUUAUAUGGAUAAAGAGGAAACGGAAAUGAGGCAAAAAAAAUACUUUGUUUGUGUCUUACGGAAGUUUCUGACGAGAUCGUUUGUAAAUACUAUAAAUACAUGAUAUAUUUAACGAAAAAAAAUAAAAUAAAAUAAAAUAAAAAAAAGAAGACAAAAAUGAAAAAAGCAUGUACUUGUAGCGAGAAUGCGUCUCAAUGAAAUGUAGAGAAUAUACCAAUACGAAAGGAAAAAAGAAAAAAAAUAUCACAAACCCGGAAAAAAACUUCGUGGGUAUAUGAAACAAGAAAAUAAAUGGUUUUUAAGUAA
Molecule: messenger RNA, 3922 nt
Organism: Venturia canescens
Lineage: Eukaryota; Metazoa; Arthropoda; Insecta; Hymenoptera; Ichneumonidae
Product: T-box transcription factor TBX20-like
Exons: 6
Coding region: 577-2172 (531 amino acids)
Biological process (GO): regulation of transcription by RNA polymerase II; positive regulation of DNA-templated transcription; heart development
Cellular component (GO): nucleus
Molecular function (GO): DNA-binding transcription factor activity, RNA polymerase II-specific; RNA polymerase II cis-regulatory region sequence-specific DNA binding
Source: RefSeq, a predicted model, not a curated record